ACUCCCCUCGGUGAACCAGGUUACCUGCACCAACAAAGGAUGACUUUCUACAGGGACCUCUGUGAUGAUGGGUGCUAUUCACCAUUUGGUUAUGAAGACCUCUAUGGUUUUGGGGGCCUGAAUGGCUACCGAUUUGGGAGCCCAUAUGGUUACUACCGGGACCAGUACCGAUAUGGCAGCCCAUAUGGCUACAGAAGCUUUGGGAGUCUGUAUGGGAACAGAGGCUUGAAUGGUUAUGGGGGUUAUUAUGGGUAUGGGGACUUGGACGGGUUUGGGUACGGCUACCCCUUCUCUUCUCGUUUUGGAAACAGAUACAGCUAUUGAAACUGCUCUCCACGCUGAACCAGCAGAAAUAGCAAACAAGAAAUGAAAUGCAGGACAUGGAUUCAUGGAUAAGUUUAUGAUGCUGAGAAAUGCUGAGCACCCAUGUCUCUGGCUGAGUUCAGUAGGACAUGGGAUGCCAGACUGCAUAAGACUACCCCAUAUGUAACACUCUUUAAUACCUCCUGUUUCUUCAACUAUUACUCUAAAGGGCAACUUAAAUUACAGCAAGUACUGAGGCACCUUUACAGCAUGUUGACAGAGUAAGGCAAGACUUUCCAGGUGUGAGUAAAGUGCUUUUUAAGUUAACUCUCAGCCACUUUUUAUUGCCAUAGUAAUAGGAGUUUCUGCAACCACCAUGGACGAGUCCACUUUGGUCAGCUAUAAACUUCAUCAAAGAUGACAUCUAGUAGAGAAGCUCCUGUUAUAUAUUCAUGCUGUGCCUCAUCUGGCAGUGAACAUGAUUUACCAGCAACUCUGUGAGCAACAAACAUGUCUGGACUGUCAAACUCCACCGUUUCCACAACAAGAAAGGCUCAUCCAACAUCAAACACACUCUCCUUGCUGAAGACCCUUUUGUAAAAUUUGCUAACUUAUUCUUUGUGUUACUCACUGUUUCUCAUUGUCAUUAAAAUUACUCUGCUUAAUAGUA
This is a messenger RNA of Tyto alba (common barn owl), 973 nucleotides long. RefSeq names its product keratin-associated protein 19-2-like. NCBI's taxonomy places the organism in Eukaryota, Metazoa, Chordata, Aves, Strigiformes, Tytonidae. Bases 40 to 324 code for a protein of 94 amino acids. The record is from RefSeq and is a predicted model, not a curated record. The transcript is spliced from 2 exons.